AUGUCUGAUACAAACACUAACUAUGAAGUUGAGUCGAAUAGAGUAGAUAGGGAUAUAGAGGAAUUGAAUGCAGAGAAAACUUCCAACGCCUCACCGAUGAAGAUCACUACCAGGAAGUGAUCUCUAGCAGAUCAUGGCAAUGUUAUUCAAGUUAAGGAAAUUGUCAGAUCCAUGUCUGAGGAAUCUAAGGGUAAAAUUACAAGAAUGCCUAAGAAUAUGACUAAUCCGAUCCAUUUCUACCAGCAGAACUCAGAUCUUCAACAUUCAGGUCUCUUAGAUGUGUAUGCAACUAAGGAAGAAUUAGCUCAUCUUAGCACUCAAAUAGAGCAGUUGAUCAGUGAAAAGCCUCCUCUAAGCCAGCUAAAAUAUCGCUUAGAGGGGGAUUUUGCGGAUUUUAGAACCGAAUUAGAAGGGAAGCUGAAAAAAUUCAGGAAAGAUAUCAACCAGAAGUUGGAUAAAGCUGUAUCAACAUUUAUGCAUGUUAAGGUUAUAAAGAAUGGUACAAAAAUGCUAGUGCCAGUUAACAAGUACCUUGAUACUGAGAUUGAAAAGAUUAAGAGCCAAUUCGAUAGUCUAGCUAGAAAAAUUAAUAUUCAUCAGGACUCCAAGAUUCUUGAUGCUAUUGAGAAAUUACAAAAACAGAUUGAUGCAAAAGACCUCCAGCUUCAUUCCUCAUUACCACCAAGUUCCCUUUCCAAAUUACAAGACGAUGUCACUGACUCUAACGAAAGAAUCAGUCAAAUCCUUAACGAACGCAAGAUGCUCUACACUUCAAUCCUAAACACAGAUUCACGCAUAAAUGAAGUUAAUGCUUACUUGAAAAUAAUUGAGCAAGACUACCAAAAUAUGAACAAAAAGCUCAACCAGGAGGGAUUUAUGACUAUGCAGAAGUUCUUAUCCCUCAGUGAUCGGGAGACAAGCGAUGUUGAGGAUAUGGCAGUCACACAACCAGCCAUGAGCAAGAGGAUCAUGGCUAGGAAGAUCAAGAACCGGCUCAAGAAAGUUGCCAAAAAUACAUAUAAACCACAAAAGCAGGUUAAUCAGAGUGAGAUCCUGAAAAAGUCUGGCGCUGGCUUAAAUAUUUCAGCUCAAAGAGCAGCUACUCAUCAUAGAGAUAGAGGGAAGAAUAGUAAUAAUAGGAUAGCUCAUACUGGCAGGUUACAUAAUCAGGAGUCAAUUGAGAAGCACAAGCUAAGUUCAACUUCAUUGUUUGGAUUAAAGAAACACACAGAAGGCAAGAAUUUGGAUAAUUUUAAGUUCGACCACUUUCCUCAAAAAUCUCCGAAAGAUAACACAUUUUCCCAGAACAAGGAGGGUUCUUCAGAUAUCUACUGGCUUAGCAGCAAGAAGGCUUCUGAAGUAGUACCAUAUAUGGGAUUUGAAAAGAAUAAGAAGAUUCUUAACCUCAAAAAGAUUACGCCUAGGAACAUCUUACGAGUGAACAAGGGGGAAGAAUCCCUGAUUCACAGUGCUUUAAGAAAAGGCUAG
Moneuplotes crassus is the source of this 1488-nucleotide messenger RNA. The record is from the annotation of a GenBank genome assembly. Lineage: Eukaryota; Ciliophora; Spirotrichea; Euplotida; Euplotidae.